Oryza sativa Japonica Group (Japanese rice) is the source of this 2704-nucleotide messenger RNA. The record is from RefSeq and is a predicted model, not a curated record. NCBI's taxonomy places the organism in Eukaryota, Viridiplantae, Streptophyta, Magnoliopsida, Poales, Poaceae.
AACUCCCCUUCCUCCUCCACCCGCCAUCUCUCUUCAGUUCCCCAACCCGCCGCCGCCGCCUCCACUAGGGCACGCCGCCGCCGCCGCCGCCUCCACUAGGGCACGCCGCCGCCGCCGCCGCCGCCGCCGUCAGCCAUGUCGGACUCCGACGAGUACGUCGACUUGCCCGUGUCGGAUGAGGAGGAGUGGGAGGAUGGGGAGUCGGAGGAGGACGAGGAGAAGGUGGGCUCUCGUAAGAAGGCCAAGGUUCACGCGAAGCAGCUCAAGAGGCUCCAGGAGAAGGAUCCUGAGUUCUACAAGUAUUUGGAAGAGUGUGAUAAAGAGCUUCUGGAAUUCGACGAUGAUGACUUUGAUGAUAAUGAAGGAAGUGCUGAGAAACAUAGUUCUGUUCCUAAAGAAGAACCGAAAGAAAUUGUAAAGCCUAUUACAAUGCAAAUGGUUGAUUCCUGGUGCCAAGGAGCAGAAGAUGGGAAGAUAGGUUCUAUCCGGUCUAUUCUCGAAGCAUUCCGGAAAGCCUGCCAUUAUGGUGAAGAAAGUGGAAAUAAUUCUGCACCGAAAUUUAGUGUCAUGUCUGGCAGUGUACUUGACAAAGUCAUGCACUUUGUUUUGAAAAACAUGGAUAGAAUCCUUCGUGAAUUACUUGAUGCACCUAGCUUUGGGGGGAAGAAAGAGACAGUUAGUGAGCUGAUGAUUACUAAGCAAUGGAAGAGGCAUGGGAGAUUAAUGAGGUUAUACCUUGUAAAUGCACUCCACAUGAUAACAGAGUUGACUGAUGAGCAAAUGGUAGCAUUUACUGUACAUCGUGUCAGAGCUUCUGCUGUUUUUCUGGCGGCCUUCCCUGCACUCCUCAGGAAGUAUGUAAAGGCUCUGCUGCAUACCUGGUCUAGAGGACGAGGUGCUAUGCCUCUUGUUUCAUUUUUGUUCCUUCGAGAUUUGUGCAUUCAACUAGGUUCGGAGUGCCUUGAUACGUCCCUCAAGGGUAUCUACAAGGCUUAUUUGGUGAACUGUAAAUUGUCCAAAUCAAUCAGUGGAUCAAAAUUGCAGCACAUUCAAUUUCUUGGUAAUUGUGUCAGAGAAUUGUACAAUGUGGACCCACAAAGUGCAUAUCAGCAUGCUUUUGUUUUCAUCCGUCAACUGGCAGUCAUCCUAAGGGGAGCUCUUACUGAAAGAGGACCAAAGACAUCGAAGGACAAAAAGCAGAAAGAAAGUAUCAAACCAACGAAGAAACGGAUGGAGAAAUCCUACCAAAAAGUUUAUGAUUGGCAAUACAUAUUCUGCCUUGAGCUUUGGACAAGUGUUGUGUGUGGAUGUAGUUCUGAGGAAGACCUUCGACCUUUGGCUUAUCCACUAACCCAGAUAAUACAUGGUGUGGCAUGCCUGGUACCAAGUGCGCGUUACUUUCCUGUACGCCUGAGAUGUGUGAAGAUGCUUAAUCGCAUUGCUGAAGCUACUGGUACCUUCAUUCCGGUGUCUUCCCUGCUGCUUGAUAUGCUGGAAAUGAAAGAACUUGGAGGGAAACCAGAUGCUGUAGGCAAAGCAGUGAAUCUGUUCAGUGUUAAACAGGUAGAUAAGAAAACAGUGAAGACACGUGCCUUUCAGGAAGCAUGCAUCUUUUCCGCGGUUGAUGAGUUGGCUAAGCAUUUGGCCCAAUGGAGCUACUCCAUUGCCUUCUUUGAGAUGUCCUUUUUAACACUUGUCCGGCUUCAAAACUUUUGCAAAACCGUUAAGGCUGACAGAUUCCGGAGAGAGAUCAAAGAUCUUAUCCAUCAGAUAAAGGCUAGUGCUGAGUUUGUAAGCUCAAAGCGUGCAGGAAUUGGAUUCUCUCCUAAUGAUCCAGCCGUGGAUUCAUUUCUACAGGUUGAGAAGGAAGCAAAGUCAAGUCCUCUAUCAAAAUAUGUUGCUACUCUACAUCAGAGAAGUCAGGACAGGAUGGACUCUCUGGACGACACAAGCGUUAUUGUGGGGGCAGAGUCCUCAACCUUUUCACGGAGGUUGUCAGAAGCACAGAAGCGACAGGAUGAACAAGAUGAUGGCGAAGACACCAUUGCAUUCAGUAAGAACUUGUUGACUGAAAAGAAGAAAACCAAAACUCCAAAGGAGAAGAGCAAGAAGCGAGCCCAUAAUCACGACGAUGUCGCUACGGAGGAGGAUAUUGUUGAGGAUUUGAUCUUGAGUUCAGACGAGGAAGACGAAGAUGAGGACAAGAAUAUGGAAUCAGAUGAGGAUGAUGGCUCUAUGCCUGUUGAAGAUGACAGCGAUGACGAUUUCGUCGACCCAGACAGCCAGUGGAAGAAACAGAAGAAAGAGAAAUCAAAGAAACGGAACAAGCGGCAACCCUCAAAGAAGGGUUCGUCAACAACAAAAAGAAAAGAGAAAAUCCCACAUCCCAAGAAGAAGGCGAAGCAUUAGCCAGAGAUAAUGAAAACGAUGAUGAUGUGUUUUCAAUUUUGAAAGAAACAGACGCAUCAUGAAAAUUUUGUUUUAAUUGAGAAAGACCUCUGCCAUUUCGUUGCGUUCCUUCACCGUUAUUAUUUAUUUAUGUAUGCUUAAUCGUUCAGCUUGGCUGAUGUUGUUGAUUUUGCUCCAUACAUUUUUCUUUCUGGCAGAUUGUGUGCUGAGUUAAACAAGUGAUAAUUUCCUUGGGGAAAAAAAAGAGAACGCGAAAAUAGUAUUGAACAGGCUACAACCUUUGUAAGACAUGAAA